This is a messenger RNA of Acanthosepion pharaonis, 687 nucleotides long. The record is from the annotation of a GenBank genome assembly. Lineage: Eukaryota; Metazoa; Mollusca; Cephalopoda; Sepiida; Sepiidae.
AUGCCCACUAGAACAACUGGGGAGGGAGUUUUUAACGUAUUGGACUCUUUUCUUCUUCAAUCACGCUUGUUAUGGAACCAGUGUAUUGGCAUAUGUACAGAUGGGGCGGCGUCAGUGACUGGUAUUCACUCAGGUUUUGUGGGGCAUGUUAAGAAAGCAGCACCUAAUAUCACUGCAACACAUUGUAUGAUUCAUCGAGAAGCCCUGGUUGAUAAGAAAAUGGAUGCUUCUUUGUCCGAAUAUAUUCAUAUCAUAUCAUAUCAUAUCAUAUCAUAUCAUAUCUAUCUAUCUAUCUAUCUAUGUUAUGUUCAUAUCUAUCUAUCUAUCUAUCUAUCUAUCUAUCUAUCUAUGUCAUGUUCAUAUCUAUCUAUCUAUCUAUCUAUCUAUCUAUCUAUGUCAUGUUCAUAUCUAUCUAUCUAUCUAUGUUAUGUUCAUAUCUAUCUAUGUCAUGUUCAUAUCUAUCUAUGUCAUGUUCAUAUCUAUCUAUCUAUCUAUCUAUCUAUCUAUCUAUCUAUCUAUCUAUCUAUGUCAUGUUCAUAUCUAUCUAUCUAUCUAUCUAUCUAUCUAUCUAUCUAUCUAUCUAUCUAUGUUAUGUUCAUAUCUAUCUAUGUCAUGUUCAUAUCUAUCUAUCUAUCUAUCUAUCUAUCUAUCUAUCUAUCUAUCUAUCUGCGGCAAUUUCGGCAAUAA